Molecule: messenger RNA, 988 nt
Organism: Nematostella vectensis (starlet sea anemone)
Lineage: Eukaryota; Metazoa; Cnidaria; Anthozoa; Actiniaria; Edwardsiidae
Product: protein Churchill
Exons: 4
Coding region: 87-428 (113 amino acids)
Biological process (GO): positive regulation of DNA-templated transcription; multicellular organism development; fibroblast growth factor receptor signaling pathway
Molecular function (GO): zinc ion binding
Source: RefSeq, a predicted model, not a curated record
GAAUGUUUUACUGCUGGCCGAUUGAAGGCUCGAAAUUUCAGCAAAGAACAAGUUUUUUUUAUUAACGGAGAAACGACCUAAUUAUUAUGUGUCGUGAUUGUGUGAAGCAGCAACUUCCAGACAGGGGUAACAUGUGCCUGGACAAUGGCUCAUACCUGUGGAACUUCCAGGGAUGUAAGGAGUGUGGCCAGAAAGACCCGGUUAAGAUAGUGGACAGACAGACAACUGAAGAUGAAGAUGGAGAGGAAACAAUAACAUAUAAACAUGAAUGUGUACAUUGUGGACAUGUGGUUGCUGAGCAUGAGUUUACGUUCAGAGUAGAAGGUGAUAGCCAGGACUACAGCAUGAGCUGUCUGUUGUGUGGAGAAGGGACAGAUCAAAGAAACAUUUUCCCUGAAAACCAGUACAGACAAAAUGGUGUUGCAUGAUCAAUGGGAAACAUGAGAGUGAACUUGAAUUCCAUUGUGAUGUUGUGACUAACAAACAUCUAUUUUAUAUUGAAAUAUUAUCAUAAAUCGGACCAGUAGACUGGAUUGAGGUGGAAGGUGUGGGUGCAUUUUGUAAUGCUUCCAAUAGAAACUCAAAAUAUAUACCAUUACUUGAGCCUAUGGAAGGAGGUGCAUCAUCCACGUGGACCCAGGGCGUGGCAGAGGACAGAGGAGGCGAGCGCCAAGACUCCCCUCAUCUUUCUACCCUUCCCCUCCGCCGCACUCGCCUCCUUUGACCUCCGCAACUCCCUGGGUCCCCGAGGAUAAAGGUGCAUUCAUAGAGCUGCCUAGCCAAGGAGAUAUUUUUAUAUAGGUUCCUAGCCAAGGAGGUAUGUUUAUAAAGGGGCCUAGCAAAAGAAAAAUUUACCCUGAAUACUAAAUACAGGGACCCGAAAAAUACCCAAGUACCAAUCCAUUACAUAUAUUUUAUGUUUAUGAUUUUAUUUGUCAUGCUGUUAAAUAGAAUAGAAAUACAAUUCUAAUAAAGAUUAGAACCACCA